Molecule: messenger RNA, 2170 nt
Organism: Fundulus heteroclitus (mummichog)
Lineage: Eukaryota; Metazoa; Chordata; Actinopteri; Cyprinodontiformes; Fundulidae
Product: carbohydrate sulfotransferase 8
Exons: 4
Coding region: 399-1709 (436 amino acids)
Biological process (GO): proteoglycan biosynthetic process; carbohydrate biosynthetic process
Cellular component (GO): membrane
Molecular function (GO): sulfotransferase activity
Source: RefSeq, a predicted model, not a curated record
UUGUUUUUUUUUUUUGCUAGCGUCCCCGCCCGGAGGCGAGACAGGAGGCGCCGGUCCUCGGAGACUCUCCGCGGCUUUGGGAUGCGCAGAGAUGUGAGAGUAAAAAAGAGCGAGCGGGGGAUUGUGAUUGGCCGCGCUCAUCCUGAAAGCCACCGAGGAGCAUCGGGCGAGGCAUGUUGGCUCCCGUUGGAAAAUUCACGGGGAGGCAUCAAACUUGGAGACGACGUGUGUCGACGCGUUCGCGGCAGCAUCAGGCUGUGUAGGUAAACUUGCGCCAUCUCCCAGCCCACAAAGACCCAAAGGGGAGGACGCGCUUUCCGUGGUGCUGAAACGGGUGGGCUUGGCUGAUCAACUAGUGAAGAAGAGGACAGAACUGUGUCACUUUGUUUCCCAGCGUCAUGGUAGAUGUUGGAGCUCUGAUUAGAACCUAUUAUAUACGCACCUUACUGUGCCGCAUCAUGGUGUGGAUGAAGUUAAGGAUGGAGAUGGAUUCCCUGUGGAUACGGGUACGAAGAAUGCCUCGUAGCAUUUGGUUCAUCCUGCUGUUUGGUGUUGGAGGUGCACUUCUCUUCCUUCAUCUAGAGGACCUGUCAAAGAUGCUCCAGCAGCAAGGCCCUGGAGCGGAGUACGGAAGCUCUCUGCGGCAGUCCAAAGAGGGCCUCCAAGCUGCAGAAGCCAACCCCGUCUCCCCGAUGCAGCACCCGAACGUUGAGGAGAGCAAACAGAGAGCCGCCACUGUCUCUCAGGAGCAAGACAUAGGCUCCCCUCAAAUCACCAAGAGACAACGCAAACUGCUGAAAACGAGUCCUCAGAUCACUCACAGCAAAAACGUCUCCUCGACGUCUCCUCCGGUAUCUGCUCGAGAAGAGAGCCUGGGUAACCUCUCGAGCGUCUUAGAAACACGGAAGCAAGUAAUGAAGAAUAUGUGUGGCAAGUAUAAAAGUGGUAUCUCGAGGACCAUCACCCCUGAUCAUGUGAAAUACAUAUACGUGGAGGACAAAUACAAAGUGUUGUACUGCGAGGUGCCCAAAUCAGGUUGCUCCAACUGGAAGAGGACCCUCAUAGUGCUGUCGGGAAAGGCGUCCAAUCCGGACAAACUUAAACAUGAACAGGUGCACUACGGUGGGUACCUCAAGACACUCAAUAGGUACAACCAAAAAGAAAUAAUGCACCGUCUCCAGACCUAUAAGAAAUUCAUGUUUGUGCGCGAGCCCCUCGACAGAGUCGUCUCAGCAUACAGGGACAAGUUUGAGAAUCCCAACGACUACUACCACAAUCUGUUUGGAAAACCCAUCAUAAAAAAAUACAGGGUGACCCCAUCUGCUGAGGCCCUUAAAACUGGCAACGGGGUCACAUUCAAGGAGUUUGUCCAGUACUUGCUGGACGGCCACCGGCCCGUGGGAAUGGACAUCCACUGGGAGCAGAUGAACAAGCUCUGCCACCCUUGUCUCAUAGACUAUGACCUGAUCGGCAAGUUUGAGAACAUGGAGGAGGAGUCCAACUUUCUCCUGCGAAUGAUCGGAGCACCGGACAGCCUCAAGCUACCUAGUUUUAAAGACAGGAAUCCAAAAGACGUGCGGACCUCUAAAGAGAUCACAGAAAGAUACUUUUCCCAGGUCAGCUUCAUGGAGAGACAGAGAGUAUACGACUUCUACUACAUGGACUAUUUGAUGUUCAACUACUCCAAGCCUUUUAAUGAUCUUUACUAAUCUGUCAUGUGCCAUGGUUCUUUAAUCAGUAACAUUCCACAUCUACAUCUCUACCAUGAUAUUGAUCUUAACACAAAAAGAGCAACAAAUCGUUUUGGUUCUUUGGCUCCAAGCAUAGGCCAAACUUUUGGAUUUAACAAAAUCUGAUUUUUAUUGUAUUUUUUCCCUACAAUUACAUUUACUUUUAAUUGUAUUGAAAUGUUCCACAAAUUGAUGAUUUUUAACAAAAAAUGUAAAAACAAAGUGGUAGACAUGAUAGAGCUUAGUGUGAGUCGAGUAGAAGUUGUGUAGACGAAAGGGAGGGACGGCAACAACAUUUCCAGUGCUUUUAAAAAGUGUUAAAUAAUAUCUAUCAUAAUAAUAUGAUAUCAAACAAAUAUAACCUGAGUAAAAACAAAGUGCAGUUUUUAAAUGAGGAUUUCAUUUAUCAUGGGAAAAAAAGCUAUCCAAACCAACUUAGA